AUGUCUUUCACAGACAAUAAUACAAAGAAGCGACCACUAAAAUUUGUGUCUGAAGGCAUAACAGACCUCGAGACGCAGAAGGUGCGUGAACAGAUAGAGCAAUCAAAAUUCGAAGCAGAGUGUAAAAGAAGAGAUAGGAAAUCACUGAGAGAGCAGCUAAGAUCGAAUGCAAUAAAUAAACAAAAAGAAUAUCAUCAGUUGGUAAAGGAAAAAGAUGGAUUCAACAGGCUGAGCCAGGCAGAGUUAGAUUUUUUCCAGAAGAUUGAAGAUGAUGAGAGACAAAAGGAAGAAGAACUUCAACAAUAUUUGAAGGACAAGGGCAUACAAUUUGAGCAGAGAAAAUCAGAAAUUACAAAUUCGAAGAAAGAAGUACCGAAAGAUGACGAACUGAACCUAAUAACCAAAAAGACAGGCCCCCAGGAAAACUUGAAUGGCAUAAUAAAAAAAAAAAACAAGCCUAAGAUAAAAAUGAAAUUGAAAAAACUACCUUAA
This is a messenger RNA of Zygotorulaspora mrakii, 492 nucleotides long. RefSeq names its product Fyv6p (gene FYV6). The transcript has a single exon. NCBI's taxonomy places the organism in Eukaryota, Fungi, Ascomycota, Saccharomycetes, Saccharomycetales, Saccharomycetaceae. The record is from RefSeq and is a predicted model, not a curated record. Bases 1 to 492 code for a protein of 163 amino acids.